CAUAGCCGCUCCCCGGGCAACGAAGGAGGAGAAGCCGACGAACCACUCUCUCUUCCUCUCUCCCUCAACUGUCGCUCUCUCUUUUCGUUUCUCGUUCUCUCUGUCUCUGUCCGACGGGUGUCCCGGGUGUCCGCGUUGCGGUACGCGUUUCUCGGCGGCGGCGUCGUUCUAACCUACAUCCCGGGGUCUGGAGUAUCAACCAGCGUGACUCGUCGUCUCGCACGCGCGCGGACCGACGAUCGUACGACCGACCGGACGAGCACCCGGCGGGGCGAGGAGAGAGUGACGUGGGAACCUGAACACGCGAUCUGUCUACGCGAGCGGCGUGUGCAUCUGACGAGAGUGCGUAGAGACGGUGCUGCUAACGAGACGUCGACGUCGUCAUCGACAACGACGACGAUCAAGGAGAGAGCGCGUAGAUGAGCAGCGAGCGAGAGCAACGUGGUGAACGCGCGGCACGUUGACGUUUCCCUUUAACAGCGGGCGGUGGAGAGAGCUUUGUGUGGGUGACCCAUCGACGUGGGUAACCGCUGUCCAGCAUCGAAUGCCAUUGAAAGCGCGAGGGUGAUCAGGGCUACGGUUUACGAUAGUGCCGGCCCAGGCAUUCGGAGAAUCCUAACGAUAAGUGGACGGCGACGCGGCUGGCCGAAACGCGGUGCGACCACUUGACGGCUGGAGAAUGCGGCACUUUCUAGAAGUUUGUGUUCGUACGUAUGAUCGCCGGCGUUUCGUAACUGACAUUAGAUACACGAUGCGUACUCGAUCGGAACGGGGGAACGGCGACGUGAUGUUCGUUGGCGAUCGCGAAUAGAAUUAGGAAUUCGUGAACGCGGUGGGAUCUUUCGGUGCGAAAGAAUUUGUGACGAGAGCCGUGAACUUGAACGAUACUCGAAAUUGUGUGCGCCAUGUCAGUGUAAGUGUUCGCUGUCAUUGGAUGAACGCGCUUCGUGCGAAUGGAACACACCGUGGUGUCCAUGCCGAUUCGUACGCGUUACCGACGCUGCGAUCGUCGACAAAACUCUAAACAUAAUUGAAAUAGAUUGUCUCACGUGAAAAAUGAAGAAUGCGAUUCGCAUACAACGACAAGUAUAAAUGCUUAAUUGGCAAUUAUUAAACUUUGAAAUGACGUAAGCGUAAAUACCGAGAUAGUAAAUUUAGAUACCGUUAAGCACGAUGCUAAGGAUUCAAAGUAUCACCUUUAAACGCACAUUAAUCUCACGUCCAAAAUGUUUAUCCGCUGUAGUGAUACAAGAGUGUCUUUGUGUUGACGCGAAUAAAUGAGAGUUCGAAGAACGAAGAAAAAGUGAUCGAAAUACGAUGAGUCCUUACGAUUGAAUUGCGAAAAUUAGUACUUGCUGGAGGAAAAAUCAAGUUCCGCAAAGAACUUUCUGUGCCAAUAAACUGCGAUUGUCCGUGUGAGAUUACGUUGCACAAUAAACCCACGCGUUUUAUGAGACGCAGUUUUCUAGAAGAAAAGCUCCACUCGAAAGGAGGGCUCACAGUCAAUAAUGUGCCGCCGAGUGUCUACAGAUCAAGUACGCACGACAUUCGCCGGAGAAUUUAAUUAAGCGUUCAAACACCUGGAAUACCUACAAGCCAAGCGCAUAGGUUCAAAAUUUCUCGCCAGUGGCAAAGUCGACCGUAUGGUCAGACGGUCAUCGCGAGCGUCACGAAUCGAACGACGCCUCGUAACGUAAUCAACUCUACAAACGACGAUAAGUGCAAACAUUUAAAUAUGAAUAGCUAUUUAUAGCGUGUUGUUUAAUUUCGGAAAUUUUCGAAAAAUUCGCUUCGCAAGUGGGACGCGACCUUCGUCUUUUUCCGUUCUUUGAUUCGACGCUUCAAAGUGCAACGCUGAUCGCUACGCUUUAGAGUACGGUGAAACCAAAGAAAGUAAGAAGCCGGACGCGAAGCAACACAUACCUGGUGACACGGUCUAUUGAUAGCUCGAUCACGGCGGCGUCAAGCAGCAACGUGUUGGCACGUGUGUGGCAUUAAGCGAACCACCGCGAACAAUAGAUCGUGAUAAUUCGAUUGCCGGUGCAUCUGACGCCUCAAGUUCCGGCUUUCACCUGUCCGAUAUAUCGUCUGUACGGCACGCGUGUAAUCGCGGCUCAUUAAGCGUUACGAGCUUAAACGGCGUUGGCUGGUUUGAUCGCGCCGCUCUGCUCGCCAUGUAACGACAUAACGACGUGUCUCGACAAGCCACGUGGAUUUUCCGGACGAUUCUGUGCGACAAAUUGCCGAUUCGAAGCGAUUACUGAUUUCGCCUCACGAUUGCACAAUUCAACAUUGCGUUGACGAAUCUCCGAGCCGAUCGCAAGUCGACGCGAAGUCGGCUUGACUUUCCGCAGCGGCCAAGAACAGUAUUCUUACUUCGCUUAUUGAAAGCGGAACGGAAUUCUGCCGCGGAAGUGUGCCGAUUAUUGCACAUUGCGAUACUCCGUGAAAGUGCCGUACUGUGAGGAAGUCCAAGUGUCGUUCGUCGAUCGUCGACCGAUCCGCCGAUCUUCCCCGGCAACGAGUUUCUCCUUCUCGGAUUCGUGAUGCCGCAGCGUCCUGAUCACGUCGUCGUUACGACACAUCACGAGCUGCGCGCGAAGAGAUAAUGAAAGCGGCCGCUCAACGUGUGCGAAAACAAGAGUAGAUAUCAUCGCGCCUCUCCUACGUCGUCACGUCAAGAACGAGCCUCCUGGCGUCGACGGGUCGGACGAAGAGUAUCGAGUGUAUCGCUGCGAGUGGUUAAACGUGCAGAAGAGUAGGCGAGAGCGCAGCGGCGGCACGUGAGACGAGUGUCGUCGCUCCGAGACACUUGUUGCACACCGGCCGUCCCUUAAAGAGGGUUUGCUGUCGGCGUCGAUAUCGGGCCACGGGCGUUCAUCGGUCGCGUGGGAAAGACACGGACUCCGUGGUUGUACGUCGUCGGUGCCGCGGUAAGCGCGAGGAGUGCGGGAACGCGUCCACGCCGGACGACGCGCCAUCGGUUCGAGCGUAGCCGCCGCGGCAUGUCGCUCGACGGGACGGUCGCGGAUGACCGCGUGGCGAGCGACGCGUGCCUCGUAUUACAUCCGUCGAUCGUCGUACGCGAGGAAGAACGCGCGGGCGCCGCCGUCCCGAUCGCGACGCUCGGUGGCCGUUAGCGUGUCGGUGGUAGCGAUCGACGCCGAAAGCGACGACGUGCUCGACAGGCGUCGCGUAGCAUGCCGUCGAUCGUCGCGCGACGACGACGUCGUAUUCCUUCUCAAUUGGUCGGCCGUCAUCACUGCUCUUCACGUCGGUGCGCGCGAACGCUCGAUCGGCACGAAUAAUAAUUAUAAUCGGUGACGCGACAAGCCGGAGACGCGAGAGUAGUUCGGCAGCAGAGGGCACGCAGACGCGUAACUCGAGGCUCGCUGAAUCGGUAUUGUACCGAGGAUCGAGAGAGAGAGAGAAAAGAGAGAGAGAGGGAGAAAGAGAGAGAAAGAGAGAGCGAUCAUGUGCCACGCUCGGUGACAUCGGUCGCGUUUGUGCGCGGCGUUACCGUUGGCGGUAUAACGUAGUCAGCGGAGAGAGCAGAGCUACCACUGCGGGGCAACUAUCACCACGUGGUGGAUAUCCCCGGGCGUGUAACCGGGCGGUUUCGGCCAGAACAAAAGGAAACGUAGACCGGAAGGCUGGAUCACCUCCGUGGAAUGUCUUCGGGCGCCAAGCGACUGGUGCAGUCGCUUAGGGGCCGGAGCGCGGGGAGGGGCGCCGGCGGCGGUCGUUCCGACGCCGGUGCCGGGGACGACAGCGGCGUCGGCGGCGGCGGCGGGGCCAGCACCAGCGCGACGAGACUGUGCCACUACGACAGUGGCCACGAGCUCGAUGAGAUCUCGGUGAUCGGGGCUAACGUGAGGAGCGAGGGGCUGACGACGCCCACCACACCGUGCCACUGCAGGAGCAUCAAAUACGGCAGCGGACAAACGCUUUGCAGCAUCCCCGGAUUACCUGCACCCACCGCAUCCGCGCACAGAGCACAGUCCGGCGUCAUCACAUCGACUGGUGUCGGUGUGAGGCAUCGUCUGAGUGUCGGCUCCGCGUCCGGUCUGAGCUGCGGGGGCGACAAGUACCGCGACGGCAGGAGUGGUAGGACCGGCGACGGCAGAGCCGGGGGCAGCGGCAGGGAGAAGGAGGAUGACACCAAGAGCGCGGAGAACGUGUCCAGGGGAGUUUUACCCUCGAGGCAAAGCCUCUUGGACCUCGUCAGCGGUAAAUUCAUGGGCCGACACACACCCACGCACCACUACUACUACCAGCAGCAGCAGCAGGUGUACUCUGUGUCGCAGCGAUACUUCAGCUCGUCGCGCGAUUCGCUUUCGGGCGCGUACGUGAACCGGGGAGCAAGCGAGCUCGAUCUGAGCCGUAAGCCAAGGAGAAGGGACCAGCUGAGGGGCAGAUUUAAGCUGCCGUACACAGUUGCGCUUACGGCCUCGCGCGACCAAUCGCACUUGCACACACCGGCGUCGGUCAAUCAUCUGAGCAACAGCAGCUGCAACGGCACUGAAACUAGAUAUACGGCACAUCAACAGCAACAGCAACGUGGUAGUAGAGGAUACCCUGGGCAAUCUGGAUCGAGGAAUUUUCGCACGGGCGCGCCGAAUUGGUCCUUCAUCUUCGAUCCUGCGGGACGCCUCUGUUACUAUUGGUCGAUGGUGGUUUCCCUUGCCUUUCUUUACAACUUCUGGGUGAUCAUCUAUAGGUUCGCCUUCCAGGAGAUCAACGGAGAGACUCGUUGGGUGUGGUUCUGCCUGGACUACUUCUCGGAUUUUUUAUACGUGCUCGACAUAAUAUUUCACAUUCGAACGGGAUACUUAGAAGAUGGCGUGUUACAAACCGACGCCACGAAACUGAGAAAUCAUUAUACGAACAGCACCACGUUUUACAUAGACAUCCUGUGCCUGCUGCCCCUCGACUUUUUAUACUUAUCUAUAGGAUUUAACAGUAUGCUGCGAAGUUUUAGACUCGUAAAAAUUUACCGGUUCUGGGCGUUCAUGGACAGAACUGAGCGACACACAAACUAUCCAAAUUUGUUUCGCUCCACCUCCUUGAUACAUUAUUUACUGGUGAUCUUUCACUGGAACGGGUGCCUCUAUCACAUUAUUUAUAAGAACAACGGCUUCGGCAGUAAGAACUGGGUGUUCAGCGACUCCGAAACGGCAGACGUUGUCAAGCAAUACUUGCAGAGCUACUACUGGUGCACACUUGCCCUGACGACCAUCGGUGAUCUUCCCAGGCCGAGAAGCAAGAGCGAAUAUCUUUUUGUGAUUGGUCAGCUGCUCUUCGGUUUGCUGCUAUUCGCAACGGUGCUGGGUCACGUCGCAAAUAUCGUCACAUCCGUCAGCGCGGCGCGGAAGGAGUUUCAGGCGAAGCUGGACGGCGUGAAGACGUACAUGAGGAUGAGGAGAGUGCCGAAUCAUUUGCAGGUGAAGGUUAUCAAAUGGUUCGACUAUCUGUGGCUGACGCAGAAGUGUUCCGACGAGGAGAAAGCAGUGAGUUGUCUUCCGGAUAAAUUGAAGGCAGAGAUCGCCAUAAACGUUCAUCUGGACACGCUGAGGAGAGUCGAGAUCUUUCAGAACACGGAAGCUGGCUUCCUGUGCGAGCUGGUGCUGCGACUACGGCCUGUUCUUUUCUCACCUGGCGACUACAUUUGCCGCAAAGGUGAGGUGGGAAAGGAGAUGUACAUAGUGAAUAGGGGCCGACUGCAGGUGGUGGCCGACAACGGGAAGACGGUGCUCGCCACCCUUAAGGCGGGUUCCUACUUCGGGGAGAUCAGCAUUCUCAAUAUGGGGACCGCAGGUAACCGGCGAACAGCCAGCGUGCGCUCGGUCGGCUACUCGGACCUCUUCGUCCUCAGCAAGAAGGACAUGUGGGACGUGCUCAAGGAAUAUCCGGCCGCCAGAGUACGCCUGGAAGCCAUCGCAGUCAAGAGGCUGGAGAAGUACAAGAGAGCUCCUCUGGAGAAAGCUGCUAUGGGCAGGUGCCAGAGCACACCCGGCCUGGUGGAAUCGCGAGGUCGCAUACCACUGGAGGAAAUGUGGAUAUCACCGGUCGACCUCAGGGCCACUCACGCGUACUCGACGGCCGCCUCGUUGUUCUCGCCGAGCCCGAGCCCGGUGACGGCGCGCCACUUGCCGACCGCGGGGACCCUGGCCGACGCGAACAACAUGCGUAGGGGUGCGGAGAGCCCGAUAAGCGCGGCCAGCAGCGGGCCCAGCAGCGAGGAUCAGACGGCCAGAGUGCCGCAAUCGGCCGCCACACAAGCCUCUACCGGAAGGCAGUCCACCCACUCCGGCCUGACCUGCAACAGUAUGACGCAGCUGGUGAGCGAGGGCACAACACCUCUGUUCGGCACGCACGAAGGCUCGGCCGCUCUGCUAUCGGAAAUUCAGCGCCUCCGUGAGCGUCUGAAAUGCCUGGAAAGCGAAAACGCGGCGAUGAGCGUCAAGCUGAACCAGCAGCAAUGGGAGGUCGAACACCGGUUGGCCGAAAUCGAGAUGCAGAUCUGUGGCGCAAAGCGCGGCAAGACCAAGAUCGAGCGAAUACGUCACUACCUUGUCGAAGCCGCUACCAGGUACACCGUCGGCGCUCAGCAACCUCCGGCGGAUGACGGGAGAGUCUUGAGCGACACAAAGUCGAUCGGCAGCCUGAGCCAGCACUUAUUCGACAGCGACGAAGACGAGCGUUACUACGGUACCUGCAACGGCUACGUCUCGCAGCCCGGCAGCAAGUCGAAUCUGCUGCUGUGCAGCGAAUGCGAUCACAAAACGCGUACCUGCACCUACCAGCCGCAAACACCGAGCUCGUGCGCCGGCAGGUACGUGGAGGAGCAUAUAGACGAUCGGCUCCAAGAGCCGGGAACCUCUCGUGCCUACAGAAGCCCGGUGAAACUAUCCUCUCCGCGCUCCUACCAUGGAGAGGAUCGCGUGAUGUCGCAGACGUCGUCGCCGCGAUCGUACCACGAUCCGGAGCAAGGGUUGCCAGUAACGUCACCUCGAUCCUACCGGACACAGGACCAGCAGCGGCGCGGAUGGACCACCAAAGACACGGACGAUCGAGGUGACGUCAACAGAGACCGCAACGAAAGCCCAAUCUGCGAGCUCUGCCGAGGUAACGGCUACGUCGCCACGCACUGCGAGCACUGUGACUUCUCAAGCGACGGCGACCUGAUUUGUUUCCGCUGCCACAGCGACGAGGGCUCGUCGACCGAUCAGAUCUGUCCGCGCUGCGAGCGGGAGGCUGGGAUGGCGUCAGGCGCCGCGGGCAGAUCCGGCACGACAACCGGCACGGCGACAUCCUCUAGCGAUGAGGGCAACACCAGGUAUCCGGUAGACGCCGUGGUGAAGAUUCAGGUGAACGACCGGGCGAUCGACGUCGACUCCGACGAGACCCCUGAGAGCGAGAGCUCGGGCAAUCAUCAUCCCCAGCGGGGCACGACGGAGAGGCUCGACACCAUCGUCGAGACGAAGGGCGACACUGCCAGCGAAAACGACGACGAGAACGGCGGCGGCACGAAGCUCAACGGUACCACCAGCGCCAGAUAUCUCAAUUACAUGAUCGUGCUGUUCCUGUAAAUAGACGAUGUUAAGGUAGAUGCGGCCGAGCCGCGGCCCGCGACUUGCCCGGCACGGGGAUAAAAUCGGAUGAAAGGGUGAAGAAUGGCGAGAGUCACGGAUUAUCGGUUCGUUGCGUGUGAAAUAGCAAAUUUUCUGACUCGCAAUUCCACGUAAUUUCUUGGAAAUUAACCGUAAUUGUAACCGCAGUGAAAAUAUUUUUGCUUAGAGUCGCAGCGUUCUUCUCGCUGAAUUACACGAUUGCAUGAAUUUAUUUCAAUUCAGUCUAGCAACGUUAGAAUUCGCAACGCAUCACGAUUGAUCGCGAAAUCGGAAAUCGAUGCGACGGCAAACACCGUUCACUCUUGAAUUGAUGAUGCAAACAUCCGGGGGCCGCAGCGCGAGCCGCACUGUAAAUAAACUGCCACUGGAUAUAACUGAUCCGUACGUUAUAGAUUAAUUAAUAGGUAGCUCGUAAUAGUUAAGCAGCGGAGUCGAGUGAGGGAGAAAGGAGGGGGGAGAGAAAGAGAGGGAGUGUGUGCUUAUCACGUUCGACGCGCGUAGUGUUGCCAUGAGUUGAGAUCCGUGACGCAACGGUCGACACGAUUCGAUACGCGACUCUUGGAGCGGGUCCGUGCAGAAAUUAUAAUUACUGUGCUUUCAAAAUUGAUCAUCAAAACUUCUUUUCGAAUAUUGAAAUUAAGAUUUAUGUGUUUACUAGAAUAUUAAUUUUAAAAUUUUAAAUAUUAGUCUAAAUCUUUUGUACAUUGAUGCAAAUAGACGAGAAAAAAACAGAUAUAAUUUCCUCAGAGCUUUACUUCAACAUUUUUAUUUAUUUAUUUUACUUUGACAAUUAUUGCAAUUUUUCUAAUAUAUUAAAAUUUGAUAAGAGGACAUUGGCCGUCAGUCAUAAGUAAUUACAAUUCUUGCGCAACCCCCUACUAACUCAUGUUCGGGACCAACUAAUCCAUCACCUACAUCACCACUUCCGACUUCCGUUUUGGUCAUCACCUAUGGUCAUUUGUUCGCUUGGUCGUUUGGUCAACGACGAAGGGUUAAAACACGCGGAGUAUCGCAAGUAACCUUCCGUUCCCGACGAAAAUCGACGGCGUCGUCACCUUUGUAGGCAGCGUUUCGUGAGAGUCGAACCGAACACUUCAUUUUUCCCACGACAAAAUCAGAAAAGAAAAGGAAAGAGAAGCGAUACACACUAGUGCGCGAAUCUACGGAAUUUCGUAAAAGAGGAAAGGAAAAGAGAGAAAAGAGCGAUUUCGUUCUCCUCGCACGGGACAUUUGUAACAUGCGGCAGCGCUUUUUUUAACAUUUAUAAAUCAUCGAAUAGUCUUUACUAGACACGUGCAUUUUUUAAACCUUCAUCCCCAUUCCGUGAGCAUCGCGAUAUUCCUGGAAUUUGCAGCACGUAGAAAGACAAAUCGAAUUUGCUAGAGCAACGCGAAUAAGGGAUGAAAAAGAAAGAAGACAUUCCAUUCUUCUUCCUGUUUCUUUUUCUUAUCUCUCAGAGAAGGGUGAAAAGGAUAAUACGAGUAAUCAAAGUUAAGCACAGCCGAGUGAGUCGAUGCAUUGCCGAAAGCGACGAUUGAAGCCGAUAUAAAAAUUAACAGAUUAUCUUAGCGGUUUUUAAUCCAAACAUCCAAAUCUGGAUUCGUCCAAACAAUUAUAAACUAUAACACUAAAAAUUAAUAUUGUCAUAAAUUUAAAAUUUUUUUUAAUUUGAAAAGCGGAAAAUAUCAUUCCUUUUGAUAUAAUUAUCGAAAAUAUAUAUUUGAAAAAUUGAAAAUCAAGCUUUUGCGUUUUGAAGUCUCAAAUAAAUACUUGAAAUUCACACUUGCGUCGAAAUUAUAUCGAUAUCAAUCUUUAAACUCGAAAGCAACAUCAACUCGAGAACAGGAAAUGUAACUCGCGGGACUGGGCUCAUGUCAUCUGUAUGAUAUUCACGCUGAAUAAUCAUUACCAUGUAAGGGAUUAUCCUUAAGAAGUACCAGUAUCCAGUAAACUAAUCCCGCUGAGCCGCGUGCGAGAACGCGGUAACCCGAAAGAAUGCAGAGAAACACGUAAAGGAGGAAAAAAAGAAGGAAAAAAAACAUCGUAGCUCAGUUCAGAAAAACGUAGCGAUUUAAGUGCUCUUACUACGAAAAAUAAAAACUCCAGAGAAGAUCAAGGCGCGCGCGAUUUGCACGAUCUCGUCUGUUCGAGUUACGGCGCUCUCCGCGGCCGUGCGGGAACACUAUUCUACUGCCACAUUGAUUUAGAACACCUCUGUAAGUUUGUUAGAAAUUUGUAACGUUAAGGGCGACUUCGACAAACCGUUGAGAUACCUACAUUUAUUCCCGUACACGCGCGUACGCGCGAGGCAGACGAGAUUCGAGAAGGGAUUCGAGCCUCCCCCUGUCCGAAGACGAAUUUUUCUUCACAGAACACUCGGUGGUGUCGAGAAAAGCGUCUUCUGUAAGCGAAAAAAAUUCUACGAUAAAAAAUUCUACGAUUAAAAAUCCAUUUAAGUACAUAUCUGUAAGCAGAAUUUGAAAAUUGUUUUUUUGCAGUAUUUUAGAAUUAUUUUUUAAUAAUUAAUAAAACUAGGAAGUAUAAAUGUAGGAAAAGAGUAAUAAGUUAUUCUGAUAAAUAAGUUAUUUCACACGUGCCGUUAUUCUCGAUGCCACGUACGUUCUAUAAAAUGAAUCUUAUAUUUGCAAUAAAAUCGAUCGAUGGCACUGUAGCGGCAGCUACAGAGGAAGGGGGAGCGAGGGAGGGAGGCUCGUUACGAAGGGAUGAGAGUGCGUUUAAUCCGCCUUACUUAGACAAUUAUUAUCUACAUUAUUAUACUAAAUUUAUAUGCAUGUAACGUGAGUGAUUUGCGUACGUAUGUAUAUCGUAUAUCGGCGUACCUUAAUUACAAUCCUUGACGGUAUGUGCUGUGGACAACGAUAAUUCACGAGCAACGUGUGAUCGCAACGUAGACACAGUAUGUAUGUUGUACAUAUUGCAAUUAUCAUUUGCCGUUCGUUAUCCGGAAGUAUCUUGCGUUUAGACCUUCAAUGGAAUUCUAAUCAUUAACAAUUAAUGAUCACUUGUAAAUAGUUGUUAUCAGUGCUAUAUAUUUUACGCUGUUUGACUGGCUGUGAUAUUUAUAUGUUCAGAGUUUAAUUGUGAUUAGCGGUAAUCUAUGUUGACCCUGUUAAACGUACAAACGUUAUGUGCUCCAUAAGUUUAAUCGAUUCAAUCGAUUUAUCGUAUCAAUCGCGGAAGCAUCAGAAUGAAACAAGCACUUAUUGAAACGUCAUUUAUCGAAUGCGUUAAUUAUUGAGUUUGCAACUUAUUAUUUUAUAAGAAUAAUUCUGAAAAAAACUAUUAAAGUAUUAUAAAUGCGACGAACAAAUAAUUUACACGAUACUGCAAGUAUGAUGAUAACGAUGGUGAUAAUUAUCAUCAUAUUAUUGUUACUUAUUAUAGCAUUGUUAUUAUUAUAAAUUAUUAUUAUUGGGGCUGCAAUGUUUAUAGUAUGAUAUGCUUGUUAAAUUUAUUAACGCAAAUUAACGAUUUAAGUGCCACAGUCCGAAAGAGCACGCCUGAAUCGAUUUGCAACUGACGAUAGUCACGCGUUGCUCCGAGUCGUUCAACUGGAAUAAAAUGAGGCGUAAGAGAACAUGAGAGAGUGUAAGAUAACUGUCAGGAUAGUGCGACACACUUAGUUACGACUACGGAUUACACGAACUUAUGCGAUCGAUAUCAAUUAUCAACGAUCAGCCGGAUCAUUCCUAUCAUAACUAUCACUUCCGCAUAACUGUUUGCGCGACAUUGAGUUUAUUGAGAUAUUUAUCGGUGUUACAAGCAACGUAGAUGUGUAGAAAAUUCCAUCAAAAGAUUUGCAUAACACCUGAGAUCCGUUACGGAAAGACAAAUUUAUUAAUGAUUGACACACAUUCAUCCCGCAGUUGCUCUUUUCCUAUGAAUCGAACGCACGUUCCAUCGCCUAAUUAUAUUUAACGAUUAAAAAAUAUCACAUUCCGACACUCGCGACCUUAAUUUCAGUGACAAUUGCAAUGUCCGAUCUUCCCGGAAAAGAGAAAAAAAAAA
Messenger RNA from Linepithema humile (Argentine ant), 11663 nucleotides. NCBI's taxonomy places the organism in Eukaryota, Metazoa, Arthropoda, Insecta, Hymenoptera, Formicidae. The record is from RefSeq and is a predicted model, not a curated record.